CCUGUGUCCUCCCCAGAGCAAAUAAAACUACAGUACACCACCGCCACCACGCCAUCGUCCUGCGCAACUACAGCCACCGCAAAACUGCAAUAAAAAACAACCACCACAAACAGAGAGGAUCAUGGCGGGCGGAGAUACACCCGGACGGUCUCUCGAGUACACUCCGACGUGGGCCCUUGCCAUCGUCUGCUUCGUCAUCAUCUCCGUUUCCUUCCUUAUAGAGCACUCUAUCCAAGUCCUCACCAACUGGCUUAAAAGACACCGGAAAACUGCCUUGUAUGAUGCUGUGGACAGGCUUAAAUCUGAGCUUAUGUUGCUAGGGUUCAUGUCACUUCUAUUAGCAGUAACACAAGUGCCCAUCUCCGACAUCUGCAUACCUAGCAGGCUAGCUGACAUCAUGCUUCCGUGCCGAAAGCAGGCUGAGACUCCGGCCACCACGGUAGAGAAUGUGGAGCACUUGGUUGUUGGCCUCGCCCGUACAUUUUUACCGACCGGUGAAAUAUACAAUAGAACCAUAUGGAAAGUGCCACACCGGCGAUUGGACGAUGAUGAUGGGCAAGCUGCGGAUGAUGGUGGUGGAGCCACCACCGGUUCUUGUGGUGAAGGGAAGGCUUCUUUAGUGUCAGAAGAAGGGCUUCACCAGCUUCACAUUUUCAUCUUUGUGCUAGCGGUUAUGCAGAUUGUUUAUAGUGUACUCACCAUGGGUUUGGGCAGGGCCAAGAUGAGGAGUUGGAAAGCUUGGGAGGAAGAAACUCAGACCACUGAGUACCAAGUUGAAAAUGAUCCAAAUCGAUUCAGAUUCACAAGGCAAACAACAUUUGGGAGAAGGCACAUGACCCAUUGUACAGAUUCAUCACUUCACUUGUGGAUUAAAUGUUUUUUCAGGCAAUUCUUUCAUUCAGUAGCAAAGGUUGAUUACCUUACCUUAAGACACGGUUUUAUCGCGGCUCAUUUGUCAGCAAGGCAUAACAACUUCAAUUUCCAAAAGUACAUACAGAGAUCCUUAGAGGAAGAUUUUAAAGUGGUAGUCAGCAUCAGCCCUUUUAUGUGGUUUUUGGUCGUUAUCUUGAUGCUUGUGGAUGUUCGCGGUUGGAAUGUUUUUCUUUGGUUAUCUUAUGCCCCGCUGUUGGUAGUGCUUGUGCUGGGAACAAAAUUGCAAGUAGUUGUUGCGAGAAUGGCUCUUCAACUUCAAAAUCAGAAUAGCGUGAUCAUCGGAGCUCCAGUCGUCCAACCGCAUGAUGAUCUCUUCUGGUUUGGCCGGCCGAUGUUCGUUCUCACUCUUCUUCAUUUGACUCUUUUUGUGAAUGCGUUCGAGCUAGCAUUCUUCAUUUGGGUAACAAUACAAUUUGGGUUUAAUUCUUGUUACCAUGAGCACACAGCGAUCAUUAUCACCAGAAUCGUGUUAGCGGUGUCUGUUCAAGUCCUUUGCAGCUACAUUACACUUCCUCUCUACGCGCUUGUGACACAGAUGGGAUCGCAAUUCAAAAGUAAGGUCCUGGAAGAACAAACGUCCAGAAUUUUAAAGCAAUGGCACGCGGAAGUGAGGCGGAAGAGGAGACAACAAGAACGGCAGUAUUCUUUCGUUUCUCCAAGGACUUCCUUAUCGACAGACUGGAGCCUCAGAAAUAGUCCCAUUGAUUUCUCAUCUCAUCGUCGCCCCCUAGCGAUGCCAACAGAUCAAAGCACCAGUAACAGGGGUGAGAUAACUGAAGAAUAAAUAGGCUAAACGGAUGAAGCACCGGUCUCGUCGCGGUUCAUAACCGGUAGGGACAGUCGAGAAUCGAGAUGAUGUAAAUUGAUAUAGUGAAAAAAAUGGAUCCGAAAGAACUCACAGAAUGAACCACGAGCAACACUACAUUUAUCCAAUACGUUUGCAGAGUCAAUGGUUCUUUCUUUGUAAGCUUUUUGAAAGUAUAAGCAAAUAAUGAUUCAUUGUUCAUGCUCA
Molecule: messenger RNA, 1945 nt
Organism: Rhododendron vialii
Lineage: Eukaryota; Viridiplantae; Streptophyta; Magnoliopsida; Ericales; Ericaceae
Product: MLO-like protein 3
Exons: 15
Coding region: 122-1717 (531 amino acids)
Biological process (GO): defense response
Cellular component (GO): membrane
Source: RefSeq, a predicted model, not a curated record